CAAUGCAAUGCAGUUUCUAAUUAGUUUCUGUUCAAUAUGCAGGAAAAAGAAAAAGAAGAUGAUGAGGGACAACAAGGAGAAGCAGAGGAAGCAGAAAACCAAGGAAAACCUGAUGAUGCUGAUCAAACUCCAGAAUUAAAAGAGGUUGGAAAGAAGAAAAUGUUUGAGAAUGAAGCUGGAAAAGAACCUCUUGUAAUUCAAGACCUCUUGGUGAAGUCCAUGACAGACCAAAUCAACUACCGCCAACAACAAGAUCCUAGCUUCGUUUGCCCGGAAAGAUUACAACUGUGGAAGGAUGAAAAAAAUGAAGACAGUGAGAAGAAAAUGAAGGAAUUGUGGGAUAUAUUUAUCCAAGCAGAAAAGAGAUCAAAGGAGUUGGAAGUGGAGUUGGCAACAUACAUAGAGAAAUUAGAUAAUGAAGAAUGUGUGACUGCCACCAUGACAGUGGAAUCUACAGUUCAGCUUAAUGAAAUACAAAAUCUGAAAAGGAGGAUUGCAGAAUUGGAAGGCAAGGAAACUCGUAUUGACAUGGAGAAGAUUGCCAAGAAAAAGGAGAUUCAAGGAAAGUACAAGGCAGAAAUUCAAAGCUUGUUGUCAGACCCAACAAUCUUUGAAAUGGAGAUGGAUCUGCUUACAAAACAACCAACACAACCAGUUGAAGAGAAAGAAGAAGAAAAGAAAGAAGAAAAGAAGCAACAAGAAGAGAGAGAAGAAGAAAAUGAGAGAGAAGAAGAAAAUAAAGAACAAGAGAAGCAACAAGAAGAGAGAGAAGAAGAGAAGAAGCAAGAUGCUCCAACACCUGAUGUUCCUUCAAGAGUACAAAGGGUGAAGAACAGAGAAAGAAAAAGGCUUCAAGCAUCUUGCUAUGUGUACGAAAAAAAUAAGAAAACAAAAAAGGAGGCAAAAAAGGAUGAUGAAGAACUACCACAAUUCAAGCUUAUCUCUUCCGAGGAGUUAACACAAGAGGCAUCUCAGCCCGAUGCCACAAAUCCAAUUCCUGAUCCCCCAAAAGGAACGAGCCUUCAUGAUUCAAUACCUGUAGAUAUGCAAUAAUCAAGUGAUGAAGAUGAAGGACAAAAAAAGCCAACAAAGAAAAAACUAGGAUGGGGUCAGAGAAAGGUGUGGCAGAAAAUUCCAAAGGCGGACAGGGAAAGAAUUGAAAAACACUACUUAAGUACUCAACCUCGUGAUAACUUUUGGGCAGGACUCAAUGAUGAGAAAGUGACAAACCAUGAUCUCAAAGAUAUUGUAUGGGACCUGGA
This is a messenger RNA of Prunus persica (peach), 1262 nucleotides long. RefSeq names its product DNA ligase 1-like. The record is from RefSeq and is a predicted model, not a curated record. The transcript is spliced from 3 exons. Bases 37 to 1053 code for a protein of 338 amino acids. Lineage: Eukaryota; Viridiplantae; Streptophyta; Magnoliopsida; Rosales; Rosaceae.